Panicum hallii is the source of this 1275-nucleotide messenger RNA. Its product is annotated as 2-hydroxymuconate semialdehyde hydrolase-like. The transcript has 4 exons. NCBI's taxonomy places the organism in Eukaryota, Viridiplantae, Streptophyta, Magnoliopsida, Poales, Poaceae. The coding region runs from base 118 to 1101 and encodes 327 amino acids. The record is from RefSeq and is a predicted model, not a curated record.
UUGGCGUGCCAACUUCCACACUGUCUGCUGGUGCUGCUAUCCUUAGGCUGCUAGCUGCUGGUACCUUUCGCUUGGUAGAUUAGACUGCUCGGUGCCACCAAACAGAACCGGCCAGCCAUGGGGGGCAGCCUGAGCCUCGUGCCGGUGAUCGACUACUUCGCCCGCCGCGAGUUCCUCGCCGCCGGCCUCCGCCCGAGCGCCGUCACGCUCCCGUACCCGGACGGCGGCGCCGGGGCGACGUGCACCGUCCACUACUGGGCCCCGCCGGGGGAGCCGCGCCUCCCGCCGCUCCUGCUCGUCCACGGCUUCGGGCCCCGGGCCACCUGGCAGUGGCGCUGCCAGGUGGGCCCGCUCUCGCGCCACUUCCACGUCAUCGUGCCCGACCUCCUGGGCUUCGGCGGCAGCACGUACCCGUUCGAGACGGCGCCGCCGCCGUCGGAGGCCACGCAGGCCGCGGCGCUGGCCGCGCUGCUGGACGCGCUGCCCGGGAUGGAGGGCAGGCGCGUGGCCGCGGCGGGCACGAGCUACGGCGGGUUCGUGACCUACUGGCUGGCGCGCGCCGCGGGGGCCGGCCGGGUGGGCCCCGUGGUGAUCGCGAGCUCCGACCUGCUCAAGACGGCGGCCGACGACAGGGGGUUCCUGAAGCGCGCCGGCGAGGGGUGGAGCGGCGUGGACCAGAUCCUCCUCCCCGCCGAGCCCGCCGCGAUGCGGAAGCUCCUUGAGCUGGCCUCCUACCGCCCGCCGCCGCGAGCGAUGACGCCGGACUUCCUGCUCCGGGACUUCAUCCAGAAACUCUUCACGGAGAACAGGGAUCGUCUUGUUCAUCUGCUCAAGGGGAUUACAGUCGGCACGGAUAAAUUCCAAGUGACACCUAUAUCUCAGGACGUGUUGAUUAUCUGGGGAGACCACGAUCAGCUAUUCCCGUUGGAGAAGGCGUUUGCGGUUCAGAGGUCUCUGAACGGGAGCGCUAGGCUGGAGGUCGUCAAGAAGACCGGCCACGCUCCGCAGCUGGAGGACCCGGCCAGGUUCAACAAGGUCAUGCUGGACUUCUUGCUGGCUGCUCACAAGCCUGACCCCUCGGUUAAUGGCGGCUCGCAGUAACAUGCGUUGGUGAUUGGUAGCCCUGCGUUGUUUGUAAUAAGACCUGGUUAGGCGCCUCAGCUCAAUCCAUUCACUGGUACAGAUUUGCUCUAUCUGAGAACAUCUCAAGAAAUACAGCUGUAUAUUCUCGAUUUCUUCAGCCAUAUGGCUAUUUGUAACUGCAAAGUGAACCGA